CGAGGCGUUGCGUGCGAUCAACAAUCAUGGCCGGCACAGACGAAAAUUCCAAUGCUUCUAAACAAGGACUUGCAAGAUAUAUUAACUGUUUGGGGGAAGAGAAUAGGAAUACACGCAGAAAUGCUUUGAUAAACAUACAGAAAGAGACUGUAGACAGAAAUCCUCCGUUAGAAACUCACGAAUUGCAAACAGCCUUCACUGAAUUAAUAAAACCUCUUCUAAAAUCGUUCUCUGAUUCCGUGGAGAAAUGCCGAGAACUCUCCAUUGGCAUAGUUUAUAGCUUUUUAAAAAAGGUUCCCAGUCCUGAAGACUACUUGUCAUACACAAUACCUGUUUUGGUUCAAAGAUUAGGACAACAAGAUAUUCUUGAAACAUCUGAAGAGAUUAGAGCACAUCUAAUUGAAAUGCUGAUAUUUUUAAUUGAGAAAAGUGGUGAAAAGUUUGGUAUUUAUGUAGAUGAUUGUGUUAGAAUUCUUCAAAGAACAAUAUUGGACCCAUUUCCAGAAGUAAAAAAAGAAAGCUGCAAAUGUGCAUCACUUUUAACUGAUAUAGUACCUCGUCAUUUUUAUAUGCAGUCAGAUAGUCUUAUCAAGCCCUUACUUCAAUCCAUCUCACAUCAACAUUCAAAAGUUAGAAUAACAGUUGUGGAAACUAUAGGUAUAAACUUAUAAAUAUAGAGCAUUCAUAUUUUUUAAUAUAUUUUAUAAUAAACAUCAAUUUUAAUAUAUUAGACUUAUUAUUAGAACAUUUUAGAUUAUUAUGCCCUUAAGUCAAAUAUUUUGUACAUUAAAUUGAUUUAAAUAGUUUCAGAGAAUCACUAAAUAACCUUUUGUCUUUAAAUAUUUAAAUCUUAAAUAUAUGAAUGUGAUUUAAUAACAGUUGAAAGUUCUCAGCUCCUGGUAGAAAUAUAAUUGACAUUUAUCUGUUGACAUCUAGGAAGUGUUUUGCAAUGUGGAAAUGGAAAGGCUGUAGAAGAUGUAAUUCCUCAUUUAGCACAAAGAUUCUUUGAUUCGGCAAGUCAAAUAAAUAUUUUUUUUAAAUUCUUCUGUUUUGAAAAGUUUAAUUCCAAGUAAUAAAUUUAAGAUUAGCCUUUUUAAAAAACCUACAUAAUUGCCGUUUCUUUUAAAAAUGGAAAGGAAGAAACGUAAUUGGUUACAUUUUUUGGAUCAUUCUCAAUACUGGCUUAAUUAUCAAAUAUGAUUUCUUUUUCUUAAACUCAUUGCUAGAAAUACAUUUUUUCAGACACCAGGAGUUCGUAAAGCUGUUACCCAAGUUGUUGGUGCCUGGCUAUUAGAUCUUCCAGAUCGUUAUUCAUAUCACCACAAGCUUAUUCCUCUCUUGCUGACCAGUUUGUCUGAUGACCAAAUUGAGAUCAGGGAGCUUGCAGAGGGUCUUUGGCAUGACGCAGGUUAGAAUCAGAAUAUCUAAAAACUUUAAGGUGUUUUCUUAAAAGAAUAAUGGAAGUAUGAAAUGUGACUUACAAAUAUGCUCAUUUGUUGUUUAGGUCUCAAAUAUGAAAGAGAGAAUGAGGAUGACCUAAAAGAUAAAUUGGACUUCCAAGCUCCUGCCCCUUGUCACUACCCCGCUGGAGGUAAGCGCUAUUUUGUUUGAUAUGUUUUCUUUAAUCAUAGUUUUUUCACAUUUUCCAUUUGUCUUUUUUUUUUCUUUUUUUUUUUCAACUCACAUAAAUAUAUCCAUCUGUAUUACAUUUGAUAUUAUUUUGUAUAUGCGUGUUUUAUAUUUUUUUGUGGACUUACAGUAGAGAGACCCAACCUUGGCUGCCGUGUUCUUGUUCAUCGUCACCUGUCAAAGAUUUUACCCGGUCUUGUCAGAGAUUUAGGUGAUUGGGUAGUGGAGACACGUGUAAAAUGUGCGUCCCUCUUGUAUUGGCUACUGAUUAAUGCUGAAGAGUACACAACCCAACACAUUGAGAUCCUGCUAAAUGGCUUGUACAAGGCAUGUCUGGAUGAGGACCAGAGGGUGGUCACAGAUGUAAGAUAUGGAUAGGACAUAAUGUAAUUAGGUAGUAUAAGUACAGAAAUAAGUUAUUGUCUUUUAUUUUUAAAUUUUGAUGCAUCCAAUUAAAUCAAAUAGGUUAAAGCUCCUAAGUUUAAUACCAAAUAAAAACAAAUGAAAAGAUAAAAAUGUUUUUUAGCAUAUCCUAACGAUAGAUGUUUCCAUAAUUAAAAUUAUAAUGACAUCCAUUGGGACUGUUCAAAAUUAAAAAUUAACAGUUUCAUGUGUAAAACCAGCUCUGCUCUAGAAAAAUCCAAGUUAAAUCAAUUUUGGCACAAUGUUGUUGUUUUUUUAAAUAAAUUUAAUAUUUAUGACUUAAAAAGAAUUUAUCGUAGUAGAGUAAUGGAUGUUUCAAAGUAAUUUGUAAUUCACAAUUAGGUUCAACGAUCUGCAGAACUCGUGGGGUAUUUUGUCAAGCCCGACAUAUGGAUGAAGCUGGUUUUGACAGGUUUACGACAAUCCUUAUCCCAUGGCGUUGUUAUGACAAUGGCAGCAAUAGUCCGUGGCUCCUCCCACAACUCAUUCCUGCCAUACCAAGAAGACAUUGUCAAUGCUUUAUUAAACCCAGACGUUUAUCAGACAGUGGAAGCAAAGAUGCACACCCAAGUAAAAAUAUAUUUUGUCAUUUAUUUUAGAGGCAGAUUUUUUUAACUCAUUCCCUCCUGCAAUGCUACUUCCGUACUUAAUUUAUUUGCUUGAGAAAGGGAAGUAACUCCAUUUUGCACUUUAUUUACAUUUGUAAAAUAUUUAUUUAAGCUACUACAUUUUAUUUAAUGUUCAUUCAUUAAGAAAAAAUGCAACAAAAAAUGAAAAAGGUUUAAUAUAAAUAUAACAUUAGUGGGGGAAAAAAUAACGAACAAUGGCCAAAAAAUCGAUUUUCGGCACUUGGGACAUACACAUGCUACAUAUAAAAUCACAAGUAGUUUUAAAGUGAAACAAGAUAAAAACUUCCAGUUUUAAAUUAAAAUCACUCUGAACCACGCCAUCACCAUUAAGUCUCGAGGGAUGCGAGAUUUCAUUGCAAUUUUUAAAUAGAAAUGAGAGAGGUGUCUCGCUAUGCGCUGGGACGCAUUUGGAUGCAUCCGGCGAAACCCGUAAAGGACGCAUUUAGUCGCAAGCGUCGGGACUGAGGUAAAUGGCACCAAAUUUUCCCUUGCUAUCUUAUUCAGUCAUGCUCCAAUGGGGUAUAACUCAUGGGUGGUCCAGUAGUUAUCUUUCCCUUCCUAUCUUAUUAAGUACCGGUAGUUAAACGAAAAAUGAUUAAGCCCCAAAAUAAAUAAAUUUUUUCUUUAAGGUGAUAACUUAAAUUAGAUCCUGUUUCUUUCCUGUUAGAUACUAAACUUCUGCCAGUCCAUGCUAACCUUGAUGGGUUUUGACAUUCAAGUGGUCAGCCAACAGGUGUUCAACCUUCUCAUAAGUGUUGUUGCCCUGACCCAGAGUAGUGAUGUGGUCAAUGGGGUGAGUACUCUAUUCCAUGUGAUGUUUAAAAUGAAUGAUGCUGAGAAUUUCGGCCUGCUGUUAAGAAAAAUUUUCAAAUAACUGAACAACGACUCAGUUUGCGAUAAAAUUGUUAUAAUCCCACUAUUCAAUAUUGUUGAAUGCCACUUAUUGUUUUAAUCCCACUACUCAAUAUUGUUGAAUGGCACUCAUUGUUUUUUUACAAUAUCACCUGAUGAUUUUUAUUUUCAUUUUCUAAUUAUUUUGAAAAAAUGUUCUUUUUCAAUGCUACAUCAAACUAUCGGCUAGUACCAUAAGAUCCCAAGAGAUAUUUUAGCAAAUUAAAUUUUUUUUUUUUCCUUGUCUUGAAGUUUAAAUGUCACAUUAUUCUGCCCUUCCAGGCCCACAACUGUUUAGAACAACUAGCCACAGCUCAAGGCUUGACUGACAAGGCCCAGCUUUUUGAGAACCACACCAAGCCUCUAAUUGACUCGUUUGGAGACGGAAUCAACAUGUGGACUAAUCAUUCUGUCGAAAGGCAAAUCUUUGAUGCCCUGCUUAUAGAAGCUGGUAAUUCUUGCAUUGGGAUGUUAUCAGGGAGGCUGAGAUCAAGUUUUAAGAUAAUGAAAUAGGAAGCACGAUAUUUUGCUGUAUUGUUUAUCAAUUUUUCACUUUAAAUGUGCUUUUUUAUUUCCUUAUUCUUCUACUAUUAUAAGUUUUAAUCCCAUUAAUAUUUGUAUUGUCUAUCGAGAUUCCAUGUUCUUAAAUUGUUAAAAUUACCGUAUAUACUCAUGUAUAAGUUGAGAAACUUUAGUCGUAAACUUCAUUUUCAAACAAUUAGUCGACAUAUCCAUGGUUUCGUGCUCAUUACAAUACAAUUUUGACUGAAAUCUGAUACCAUGUCACUUGCGUCAUCACUGACUGCUAAGUCUAUAAGCCUCUAUCAUCAUAUAUAAAUUGCGGGAAUGUCACUUGAUACCACCGACUGUACUUGACACCGGCCAAAGUUUAGUGUACAAAGCAGUGCUGUGUAUGUGUACAGAGCAGUGAUUUCUGCAAGGUAAAAUCUUCCAAAAUUAUAAAAGUCACAGAAUUGCAUAGCCCCAAGUUUUACCCUCAGCAUAUUUCAUAUAUGGUGGUAAAAAAAAACUGCCCUACAUUUAUAGAUGAGUAUAUAUGGGAUAUUAAGGAACACUAAAUUGAAAUUUUAAUAGUGAGUUCCUUAAAUUAAUUUUAAAUUUGUUUCUUGAACACUAGGACCAGUUGUUGGUCGACAUCUUGAUGACAUCAUUCCUGUCAUCAUCACAAACCUGGACCCAAACAAAGAUCCGGAGCUAAGGCUGAAAUUCUUUUCAUUGCUGUCCCGCCUGGUCCUCUCGGCUCCCAGCACACUGGACUCUGAGCACCGCUUUGAAGAGUUUGCCACCACAGUUGUGCGAGACAUGAUUCUGCCCAACUGUGUGUGGAAGGCUGGUCGGACAGCGGGUGCCAUUCGUACAACUGCGAUUUCAUGCAUGUGGGCCCUUCUGCAGAGCGGUGUCUUAACUAAAGAAAAGGUGAAAUAACAUUGGUCAUUGACAAAAUUAUAAUAACUACUAUCAAUAAUAAUAAAAUAAUAGCUUCAUAAGUUUUCAUCGCCAUCUUUUUGAAUUUGUUUUAAGUAAAAAUCAAGCAAAUUAUUUGAAAUAAAAAUUGUUUAAAAUGAAUGACAAGGUUCAGAUCGAUUGAAGCAGUGCAAUACAUUCUGGUUUAUAUUGAAUAGAAUUUCUAAAAAUAAAACUGAUAUUCAUUUGCUUUAUCCAUUGAUAUAUUUUCAUGAAUUUAAAAAAGCGUUUUUUUUUCAUAUCGCAAUAAUCUCAUCCUAGAAUAAUAAUUUUACAUACCUUUAUCUCCUUAGCUGGACCCAGUUGUGGAGUCAGUGCUGACGCAGCUCAUCACUUUGAUAGAAGAUGACAACAAGACAACGAGACUGAUUUCUUGUCGUGUCAUGACUCGAGUCUUUGAUCUCAUGGGGACAGAUCUAGGUCAAGACAGACUUCACAAUAUUUAUCCUGAACUGCUCAAGGUAAGACUUGUGCUCAUGGAGUUUUUCUUUCAGGUUUUCUUUAAAAAAGAAUAAUGAGAAUAGUGUCUGCGUUCGACAAGUGGAUUAUAAUCUUUUGGUUUAGUUAAUAUAAAUUAUUUUGUCCUUUAAUCUUUUGGUUUAGUUAAUAUAGAUUAUUGUGUCUUAUAAUCUUUCCAAAAGACUGUUUGUCUUUAGUUCGGGACAAUCCAUUUGAAUCCAUUCUUGGUUGUGACCCAUUCCACCACUUUUUAAAAAAAAAUGUGGAUGAAUUUUUAUUUUCAGCGCCUUGAUGACAGCAGUGAUGAGAUACGCUUGACUAUGACCAAGACACUGCUGGCUUACUUUGACUGCUUCCAAGGAGGCUAUGAUGUUGGACUGUAUCGUGCCCAUCUUGAGGCCAUCUACAAGGGUCUGCUGGUUCACUUGGAUGACCCAGAGAGUACAAUUCAAGAAGCUGUUCUAGGUAACUCCAAGGAACAUCUUUUUUUUUCACUUUUAACAAAACUUGUAGUGGAAGUAAUUGAAACUGUCCUAUCUUGCAAAAGAGGAAACAAGCUUUUACAAAAUUACUAAUUAUAUUUUGAUUUGAAAAAGAUGUAAUAAAAUCAUGAAUAUCAUGUACUACUAAUUACUAAAUUAUAUACAACAGUCAGAAAUGUAAAAAUGAAAUAAGCAUAAUUAAUUACAAAAAAUGUGUAUUUUUAAAAUAACUUUCAUAACUGAGAACUGUAUGAAAUAUUAAUUCUUUUUUUUUUUCUUUUGUUUCUCAGAAGUAUUAAAAAAGUCCUCAGAGUUGUCUCCCCACAUGCUUGUCCGAGAAGUUGAGCAAGUCAAGCACAAACAUCGCACCACAAAAUACUGCGAUGACCUUAUUCAGUACGCACAAAAUUUCUCAAGCAAGCAGAAAAAUUAGAGAGUCUGUGGGUGCUUUUUAAAAACUAAAAAUUGUUACAUUCAAAGUAUCUCUUGAAAGACAGAAUGACGUGACUGCUGGAAUCUAUAUUCUCAACUCAUCUUGGUCUUUCCUGAAUUUUUCCGUUCUUUCCUGUUUGCAAGGAUUACAUUUUUAUCAGUUUGUUUACAUAUUGUCACCAUUUGUCAUACCCUUCUGUCUGCAUUGAAAUCUCAAGUUAUUGCAUAAUGCUAAGCUUAAUAUUACGGUGAAAUCUGAUCCUCACUUUUAAAAUAUCUUUGAUUUCAACAGUUAUUUAUGGGAUGUUAAGCAUUUGUCACUAUGAAAUUUUCAUUUAGCCCUAACUAAUAUAUUAAUAUCGAGUCAUUUAAAUUUUUGAAAUUAAAAUGUGUGUUUUUGAUAAGUAAAUAUCCUUUCCCUUUUUUAUUCAUAUUGAGGAAGAAGUGUAAAUUGAUC
Lymnaea stagnalis (great pond snail) is the source of this 6887-nucleotide messenger RNA. Lineage: Eukaryota; Metazoa; Mollusca; Gastropoda; Lymnaeidae. The record is from the annotation of a GenBank genome assembly.